Messenger RNA from Danio rerio (zebrafish), 3742 nucleotides. RefSeq names its product MORC family CW-type zinc finger 3a (gene morc3a). The record is from RefSeq and is marked provisional. NCBI's taxonomy places the organism in Eukaryota, Metazoa, Chordata, Actinopteri, Cypriniformes, Danionidae. Gene Ontology annotation, cellular component: nucleoplasm; nucleus. Gene Ontology annotation, biological process: chromatin organization. Gene Ontology annotation, molecular function: ATP hydrolysis activity; zinc ion binding.
GUAUCGUCGCGGGUUGGAUGUUCGAGGAUGGCGGCGCAAACAGAGAGAGGGAUUCUCCUCAGUGCGCUUAAUCCAAAGUUCCUUCACACCAACUCCACCAGCCACACCUGGCCCUUCAGUGCCAUUGCAGAGCUGAUAGACAAUGCUUAUGACCCAGACGUGAGUGCUAAACAGUUUUGGAUUGAUAAGACAGCAAUCAGAGGUGAAGACUGUCUAAUUUUCAUGGAUAAUGGAUCAGGAAUGGAUAAUGAUAAGAUGUUCAAAAUGCUCAGUUUUGGCUUCAGUGACAAGGAGACUAUAAAUGGCCAUGUCCCAGUGGGCCUCUACGGCAAUGGAUUUAAGUCUGGUUCCAUGAGGUUGGGAAGGGACGCCAUUGUGUUUUCCAAAAAUAAAGAGUCUAUGUGUGUGGGCUUGCUGUCCCAGACAUAUCUUGAGGCGAUACAGGCUGAGAAUGUCAUUGUACCCAUUGUCUCAUUCAAACGCGUUGGACAGUCAAUGCUACCUGAGGCACAACACGCAGCAAGUCUCCAUGAUAUCCUCCAGUACUCUCUGUUCCGGACAGAGGCAGAGCUGCUCUGUGAGCUCAAAGCCAUCAAUGCACAUUAUGCUAAUGAGUGCACAGGAACAAGAAUCAUCGUCUGGAAUCUCCGCAAAACAUCAUCAGGAAAAUCUGAGUUUGACUUUGACAUAGACCGCUAUGACAUCCAGAUUCCAGCUGAAGUAUAUGAGAAUGAAAAAGAAAAAUACAAGCAACCAUGUCGCACAUUUCAGUCAAGUCCAGAGAGUGACUUCUCCUUGCGGGCGUACUGUAGCAUCCUGUACUUGAAGCCCAAAAUGCAGAUCAUCCUUCGCGGACAGAAAGUGAAGACCCAGCUGAUCUCCAAAAGCCUGGCACACAUUGUCAAGGAUAAAUACAAACCCAACUUUCUAAAUGAACGCAUCCCCAUCACAUUUGGCUACAACACCAAGAGCAAAGAACAUUAUGGAGUCAUGAUGUACCAUAAAAACAGGCUCAUCAAAGCCUAUGAACGUGUUGGAUGCCAAAACAGGGCAAACGAGAAAGGAGUGGGCGUCAUUGCAGUGAUUGAGUGCAACUUCCUCAAGCCAACGCACAACAAGCAGGACUUUGACUACACUGAAGAGUACAGGAGAACUAUAACCACACUGGGUGUGAAACUGGAAGAGUAUUGGAAAGCAAUCCGCCAUAAGAAGGGAUUUGACAACAACUUGCCUAUGGAGGAUAUACCGAAGCGUCCUGAUCAGAACUGGGUUCAGUGUGAUGAAUGUCUGAAGUGGAGGAAACUUCCAGAUGGCAUUGACAUGAAUAAACUCCCUGACAAAUGGUUCUGUCGAAUGAAUCCAGACCCUCAGUUCAGGCGAUGUGAAGAAAACGAAGAAGCCGAAGAUUCUGCAGACGAAGCCUCAACCUGCCUAAAAACAUACAAAGAGUAUGAGAGAAACCUCAAAAGACAGCAGGAACAGAAAAAAAUUAAGGCAGAAGAAACAAGGUUAAGACAGGAACAGCAGAAAAACGCAGAGCUGAUCAAACAGAAUGAGAGUCUGAAAAGGAUGCAUUCAAGCCUUGUGCGUCAGCUCCACCACAAUCCCCCAUCCUCACCCAGAUCACCUACAGUCUCUUGGCAAGCGAUGAGCCCUCACAAUUCACAAACUGCCUCUAGCCCCUCAGACAACAUGCCAGUGAUUUCAAAUGUCUGUUCACUCUCCACUCCCAAACGGGUGAAAAGACCUUUAAGUCUGUCCCAGAGCCAAACAGCAAAAAGAGCAAGACCACACGAUGACUACUCGGUCAACACACCAGGAAGUCCAUCAAUAUCUGCAGCUGCAUUAGAUGUCAGAACUUCACCAGGGAAUGCAAACAACAAUGUCAAUAUCAGUGAUGACAGCAGUGAGGAUGAUGACAUUGUUAUUGAUGAGGUCCACAGCACACCGAGACCAAAACCAUCCACCUUUGACCUCUCAAAGGUGAAGACAGAAGAAAACAACAGUGACAAUGCAAUAGAGUUAUUCAUGGAGUGCAGCGAUCAAGCUUUGGUGGACACUGAAACUGAAGACACCACAAAGGGGCCAUCGACUUCAGAAGGACAAACCAACACAACGACCCAAACAGAGUGCUUGAGUAUAAAGAAAGAGGAAGACCAGCAGAUGCAAAAGAAAGAAACUGAGAUCAAGGAGGAGAACAAAAAUGAUCCAAGAGCAAUAAAACAAAGCCCUGGUGAAGUGGAAGGUGGAAUAAUCAAAGAGUCUAUGGAAGUAAACACAUGCAGUAGUUCAGAAGUUUCCAGAACAAAUCUAGAUGGUAUACCUAAGGAAAACUCACUCAGUUUGGAACAACAGACAAAGUCAGAUGUUCUAAACCAGGGAAGUAGGCAAUCGCCUAGCACUUCGCUUUUUCCUAACAUAGAAAUAGAUCUUUUGCCAACCAGUGAAGCCCAGAAACAACAGGAUAACCUGCUAGAAAUCCUGGAGGCCACAGCUCAGGAAAGAGAUAAGUUCAAAGAGAAAGUUCUGGAGAAAGAAAUUCAACUCUUGAAACUGAGCAUAAAGAAAGACCACAGCCAUCAGUGCAUCCAGACAGAUCCGUCAGAGGACUAUAAGACGCUUUAUUUACAGGCCAAUCAGAGCAUCCAAAAGCUUACAGAAGAGAGAGAUGAGUUGAAAAGGAAAGAGGAGGCCUUGCUUAAAGGCAAAGCUGAGAAAGAGGCGCAGGACGAGGUGUGUCGUGAGCGAUUGAAAGCUGAGAGUGAGGGACACUCAUCAACAGCAAAUGCAUUUGUAGAUGCAGAUGAUGAAAUGGCUCUUCAGGUGGACUUUCUUCUGAGUGAGCUGGACACACGCAACGCUGAAUGCCAAGAGCUAAAGUGUAAAUUGGAAAGCCUGGAGCAGGAGAAAGCGAGCUACAAGCAGCUGGAGAAGGAAGUCGAAGAGCUCAGAAAACAGAAAGAGCAAUGGAGCAAAGCAAAUGGAGAUAAAAACACCAGUGCAACACAGACAUGCAGCGCUAGCACAGCUGCAGUCCUUGUGAAUGGCAUCAAAAAUGAUGGAGAAAGCACUGAAAGACCUGCUGAAGGACAGAACACUGGGACACCAGCCAAGCUGAGGGAGCUGAGAAGCAACGUUGCCCGUUUGUUGGUGACUUUUGUUCCUGCACUGGACCUCGACCAAGUGAACUAUGACUGUGAAGUCAUAGAUGAAAUUUUAAAUCAAGUCAUACAGGAGAUUUCCCCUUCUGAGACCAGUUUUACUUAAAGCCAGCAGCUAAAGUGUUCAGCCUUUUGUGGGGGUUUUUUGCAUGGAGACAAAAUGUUCGAAUGUCAAAUGCACUUUGAAAAUGUUCAAAUUUGUUUUAUUUAUUUAUGACUUUACAUCCUGAUUAACAAUUGCAGUUCAUUGUGCCUGUUUUACAUGCAUUUUUACAUAAUUCCAUUCUCUUGGUAUUUGGAAUACAAGGUUGUCAAGAGUAGUAUUUGAACUUUCUGCCACAAAUAUGUAAGUUAUCAAUUAUAUGUCAUUUUGUAUGUCAGGUGUUUUGUUAUGUUUCUCAUGUGCAGUUGUGUGUAUUUUUAAUACACAAUAUUUUUGAUACCCAAUACACAAAUGGCAGUGAAUAAUAGCCAUUUGAUUAGGGGCUUACAUUGUGUACAGGCAGUUGUGUAUAAAGUUGUACAUAUUACCGUUUUUGAAAAGAGGGUUUAAUAUAAAAUAAAAUUCACAUUUGUUUGAU